Molecule: messenger RNA, 929 nt
Organism: Schistosoma guineensis
Lineage: Eukaryota; Metazoa; Platyhelminthes; Trematoda; Strigeidida; Schistosomatidae
Source: the annotation of a GenBank genome assembly
GAAAUAACAUGAUUGAAGCAGUUGUUUAAACAUACACUGUAGGGAGAGUAUUGCAAUGCUCCUUCUUAUUAGAUAGAAAGUUGGCUGCUACUCUACGUAUUCUGUGCUCUCAUCCCUGCAUGAUACAGUCAUACUACUCUAGAACUUUAAUUGUAUUUAUCUCAACUGAUGAAUUGGGCGAUAAAGGGAGACAAUUGUUUGAUAAAUAGCUUUUAUUAUUCUAUGAAAAGUAAAUUCAUGGUUUAACUAUUCUGUAUACUCCCAUAGUCCAAAUCACGAGUUGAUAUUGAUUACACUACAAUUGAAAACCUGGAAGGAUUAGAAGUUCAUUUCAUCUUAGUAAGGGACUCAUCAACAGUACGCAUCCACGAACCCGCAUCCGGUAAUUGAACCCAAAACCUUCAUUUUUUCUCUCGAAUACCUAAUCUCUAGACCACUGAAUCGGGAUUCAAUGGUGUUGUGGUGCAUACAAUCUACUCGGACAGAUAUAAAUAGUAUGUAGCAGUAAUCGGAUGUGCUAUAUGUGCCAGCUGAAAGUUGAGAAGAUUGAAUUGAAGAAAAUAGGAAGCGAAGAAGAGAACAAUUGUAGUAACAACAGAAGUGAAAGAAUCAUCAGACUUCAUUGUUCUUUGGCUUUCAUAUCAAACACUCUAUGUUCCCGUUCUCUUUUAUUCGAUCUUCUUAGCCUUCUGCUACCAGAACCCGUUUACCUUGAACUCUUAGAUGUUCUACCAACAAGUGUGUUACUAAACGUAUUCCAUGUUAAAAUAUUAGAUCAAUGUGUAAUAUGCAUGGAAAAAUAUUGUAUUGGAGAUGAAGUGAUACGACUUCCAUGUUUUCAUGCAUUUCAUGAUCAUUGUUUUGUAGAUUGGAUUUUAGAGUGUUUAGAUUGUCCAAUAUGUCGAUGGCCAGCAUUUGAAUUUGAAUAA